This is a messenger RNA of Nicotiana attenuata, 786 nucleotides long. RefSeq lists its product as uncharacterized. The transcript is spliced from 2 exons. The record is from RefSeq and is a predicted model, not a curated record. The coding region runs from base 1 to 786 and encodes 261 amino acids. Lineage: Eukaryota; Viridiplantae; Streptophyta; Magnoliopsida; Solanales; Solanaceae.
AUGGAUAUGACAUAUCCUGGUUCGCACAUUAUAAUGGUAAAAUCCCCACAAAAUGAGUUCAAUUAUGUGUAUAUAUCCUUGUAUGCCUUUAUAAAAGGGUUCGAUAAAUGUAGACCCAUUGUGGUUGUGGAUGGAAGCCACUUAAAAUCGUAUUACACUGGGACUUUCGUCUCGGCCAGCACUUUGGAUGGUGCAGGUCAUAUACUUCCACUAGCAUAUGGUGUUAUUGAUUCAGAGAACGAUGCUUCUUGGACGUGGUUCUUUGAGCAAUUCAAGGAAGCAUAUGGUGAGAGGGAAAGCAUGUGCAUCAUUUCAGAUAGGAAAAAAAGUAUCAUCAAGUCUGUAUCAAGAGUGUAUCCAACUGUACAACAUUUUGCUUGUAUAUGGCAUCUUUGGAACAACGUAUAUAAGAAAUUCAAAAAGAGUCAUUCAAAGUUGAGCGAGAUAUACUUCUCGAUGGCAAAAGCAUACACACAGGCUGAGUUUGACAGUCUAAUGGAGAAGGUGGAGAAGGUAGAUAUUAGGGUGAAGGAAUACUUGGAGUUAGCUGGAUACGAAAAGUGGGCUAGGUUGCAUGCACCUAUUAACAGGGGAUGGCCAAUGACGUCAAAUAUUGCUGAGUCAAUCAAUGCCGCACUUGUGUCAGCAAGGGAAUUGCCAAUAUACGACCUUCUCGAAGAAGUUAGGAAAAUGUUUGGAUGUUGGAAUUGCAACAAUCGGAAAGAAGCUCUACAGACAUACACAACGCUUGGGAAAAAAAUACCAGGAGAUGCUUACCUUGAAUGA